GCUGCGACAAUUGCGGCUUCGUGAGGCUGCAGCGCUGCGGACGAAGCAAUUUGUCGAUCAUUCAUCGAAUCCAACAAAAAUUUCGGCACCCGUGGCGGCACAGACCCAGCUUAGAGCCACAAGAAGAAAUCACAGAUCUUUUGGCAGCUUCCCUGCUCGCAGCAAUCGUAAGAGCGUAAGGACAUGUCAGCCCCACAGCUCGCGCGAGUCUCCAUACUAGGAGUGGGCAAAAUGGGCGCCGCGGCCGCGCGGCGCCUCGCGGGCCUCGGCUACGAGGUCUGCGUCUGGAACCGCUCCUCAGACAAAGCCCGAGCGCUCGCGUCGGACAGGAUCACCGUCGCGGAAACAGCGCGCGACGCCGUCGAGGCGGCGGAUCUGUGCAUCGCAUUAUUGUCGACGACGGACGCCGUGCGACAAGUCGUCGAAGAGUGCCGAGGACCUUCGACGUUGGUGCUCGCCAACCUCGCGUCGGGCUCGCCCGACGACGGCCGCGCCGUCGCCGCGGCCGUCGCGGAGGCGCUGCCCAACGCGACAUACGUGGACGGCGCCUACUGCGGCCCUCCCAGCGCCCUCGAGCAGGGCACGGGCCAGCUGUUCGUGUCGUGCGCCGGCGGCGAAAAGGCGCUCGACGCGCGGGCGGGCGCCGCGCUCCGGGCCUUGGGCGUGACGUCCUUCUGCGCGGGCGUCGGCGCCGCGCGCGCGCUGGAUUAUGCGGUCGUCGACAUGGCCUUCGUGACGCUGAUGAGCUACGCGUCGAACGCCGCGAUGCUCGAGCGCGAGGGCGUCGACGCAUCAGUAGCCGUGGCCGCCAUAAGUCACCGCCUCGCCGCGGCGCCGGCGGCCCUCGAAGCCGCGGCCGCUAGGAUGGCGGACCGGAGCGAUGGCGCGUACGAAUCUAACCCUACGGCGACGCUGGCGACGUGGCGGAACUUCUUUGAUUCAAGGCGGCCCUACCUAGACAAGAUCGGCGCGUCGCGCGUCCUCCCGGACUUCUGCAUCGAUGUUUUGGACCGGGCCGGCGCGAGCGGUGCUCACGGGGGCGCCGACGUGACGCGCGUCCAGGAAGUGCUGCGUUAUAACGACGGUUAAAACCCCC
This is a messenger RNA of Pelagomonas calceolata, 1096 nucleotides long. Lineage: Eukaryota; Pelagophyceae; Pelagomonadales; Pelagomonadaceae. The record is from the annotation of a GenBank genome assembly.